CUGAUGGCCAGGGCUCAGACAAGCUGCCAGCCGGGUGAGGACGACUCUGCCAGUGGUUUCCACACUGAAUAGAGUUUGUGCACUGGCUUUGGAUGGUUCUGGAGAAUUGGAUAACAGAUUGAGGCUUUUAGUCCAACAUUAGAAAAAGAUACUUCAGCUGGUAGAUGUGACAUCUUAAGUGGAGUGCUGUCAGGAGAUCACCUCAUUUUGCCAUGUUGGAUGAAGGAUAUAGUCAAUCCUCAGGUGGGUUCACCGGCCAAACAGCAGUGAAGAGAAAGAGGGCGGCUCUUCAGAUUUUGCCAUGCACAGUGUCUCAGCUCCUGUCUGCCUCUGAAGUCAAUGAGGUCUUCCUCCUGCGCAACUGUGAGGUCAACCAGGUAUCUGUGGUGGGCGUCGUCAGAGAAUUUGUUCCCUUUGUGACCAGCAUCAAGUACACUGUGCAUGACAUGACCGGCCCACCUAUGGACGUGAAGCAGUGGGUGAAUACAGAGGCCGCCGGGGUCACGUGCACUCUCACUCCUCCUGGAAGAUAUGUUAAAGUUUCAGGACGUCUGCAGAGCUCUCAGGGUAAAAGGUUACUGCUGGCCAAAAAUAUCCGUUGUAUUGAGGACCUGAAUGAGAUCACGUCCCACAUGCUGGAGGUGGUGCAAGCCCACAUGCAACUUUUCAGAAAGGCGGUGGAUGUGAAUAUGAAUACAAUUGCCUCCUCGGUGGCGGGAACAGUCCAAACAUAUGGCAUGUGCAAUGAUGGAUGUCCACAAGGCAUCUCACCGGAUGGUUUGUCUACCAUCCAGGGUCAGGUUUUCAGUGCAAUCAAGAGCUGCUCUCUUCAUGAGGGCAUCGGUUUCCAGAACCUGACGAGGCAGCUUGGAUAUCUCAGCGUCAAAGACAUCAGGAAUUCCUUGAGGUUUCUCCUCACUGAAGGCCAUAUCUUCACCACCAUGGAUGAGUGGCAUUUCAAGUCCACAGACAAUUAGUGUCUGAGGGCUUCUCUCCUCUGAAACCCCAAGUGAAAAUCAGAAUCCUUGGAUUACAGUAAUUGUCAUAUACAUGAGAUAUCUUGAUCUGUUUGUGGCCGUUUUGCCUUAUGAUUGACAGGAGAUCACAGUUUACUCACCUUUUUUAUUUCCCUGCUCAAUCCCUGUACAGCUGAUGGUUAAUUCUGCCUUGAUCCAGAGUGAGUACUGUCAGAUAAAGGCACUGUUGGACUGGUUCCAGGGCAUGUGUGUAUGAGUAUUGUACUUUCUUCAGUUCACUACUACAAUAUGUUUCUUAUGCUUUAUUGUGUUUUCUUUUUCCCCUUAUUCAUGCUCUGUAGACGAGUGCUCUGACUAUGAUAAUUAUAUGAAUGAAUGCACAAACAUG
Molecule: messenger RNA, 1365 nt
Organism: Myripristis murdjan (pinecone soldierfish)
Lineage: Eukaryota; Metazoa; Chordata; Actinopteri; Holocentriformes; Holocentridae
Product: replication protein A 32 kDa subunit-like
Exons: 9
Coding region: 213-977 (254 amino acids)
Biological process (GO): double-strand break repair via homologous recombination; DNA replication; nucleotide-excision repair
Cellular component (GO): chromosome, telomeric region; DNA replication factor A complex; site of double-strand break
Molecular function (GO): single-stranded DNA binding
Source: RefSeq, a predicted model, not a curated record